Molecule: messenger RNA, 1246 nt
Organism: Cuscuta europaea
Lineage: Eukaryota; Viridiplantae; Streptophyta; Magnoliopsida; Solanales; Convolvulaceae
Source: the annotation of a GenBank genome assembly
ACCCAAAGGUCAUAACGGAGAAGCAGGCAGGUUUAGAAGAAGCAGUGGUGGCUAAUUUAUUUGCCAUUAAUCAGCGGAAAUGGGAUAUGGAUGUCGUUGUAGAUAUUUUUGGGGCCAGAGAUGCUACCAUUAUCCAAGGUAUUCCUUUGAGUAGGGGUCCGACAAAGGAGUCGUUGUGUUGGAGAUGGGAGGAGAGCGGCUUAUUUUCUGUGCGGAGCUGCUACCGGAAUUUGGUGGGGGAGUAUGAGGGGCAAUCGGGGUUCGAAUGGACUGAUAUAUGGAAGGUCAAACUUCCACCUAAAAUUAAAUUGUUUUUUUGGCAGGUUUGCACUGGAUGCCUCCCUUUGAGGCAAAAUUUGCAGGUUCGCAGAGUGGGCUGUCCAGGGAUGUGUGGAGUGUGCAACGAAGCUAUGGAGACUCAAGAGCAUAUUUUCCGGCAAUGUGCUACUGCUCGAGAUAUGUGGACAGAGUUACGCUGGCAAUGGAGCUCCGGAGAUGACAGUCCUUUCACUGAUCAAGUCAAUGGCGAAUUCCGGUGAAAGAAACAAGAAGAUUUAGAGGUACUAAUGUGGGGCUGUUGUGCACUUUGGAUUGAACGUAACUUGCGAGUUUGGGAGGGAAAGAGGUCUUCACUGUAGCAAAUUAUAAACAUGACAAGGUCUUUGGUUGACGGGUGGAAACAGGCGCAAGCAAGAGGUGAUGGGGGGAAGUAGACAACAAACUGGUGGGCAGAGCAAUGCUUUAUGGUGUAAGCCUGGGCCGGGUUGCUGGAAACUGAAUGUCGAUGCGGCUAGUGGAGUGCAUAAUGGUGGGAUAGGAUGGUGUCUACGGGACGAGGAAGGCGAAUUCAUUGCAGGUGCGGCCAGAAAAUUGCCGGGGAGUUUGACACCGCUAAUGGCAGAGUUGGUCGACAUUCGUGAGGCAUUGAGAUGGCUUAAAGAUUUCGGGGGCUCAUCUGUAGAGGUUGGAUCAGACUCAUUAAGGGCGAUAUCGGAGAUCUUGAAUGGAUCGAGCUGUUCUGCCGUGGGUUUAUUGAGAGAAGACAUUAGUGAUUUGGCGAAUUUUUAUUCGAACAUUUCUUUUAGUCAUGUUAAGCGGUCAGCGAACAAGCCUGCUCAUUUGUUAGCUAGGGCGGCUCGUUCUUCGCUUGAUUCGCAAUUUUGGUUUAAUUAUCCUCCUUCUUUCAUUGUAUCCGCUUUAGCGAACGAUUUGAUUAAUGCUAAUUAAAUCCAUUUCUUUCAAAAAA